Messenger RNA from Aspergillus caelatus, 1625 nucleotides. Its product is annotated as putative cytochrome P450 monooxygenase. Bases 226 to 1617 code for a protein of 463 amino acids. Lineage: Eukaryota; Fungi; Ascomycota; Eurotiomycetes; Eurotiales; Aspergillaceae. Gene Ontology annotation, molecular function: heme binding; oxidoreductase activity, acting on paired donors, with incorporation or reduction of molecular oxygen; iron ion binding. The record is from RefSeq and is a predicted model, not a curated record. The transcript is spliced from 3 exons.
UGUCGGCGGAUAACUGAGGACCGUCGGGGUGAACCAAAAUGCCAGCUGCCAAUUUCCGGCUAUUUUUCUUCCUUCGGGUUCCUCUCGGAAUAUCGCGGCCCAUGAAAAAGGAGACAAUUUAGGCACCGGUUGAGCGUGGUACUCGCAAAUUUGAACUCCACCAAACAUCGGCCACUUCUACAAGAUUUUUAGAAAGAUGCGCAGUGUUUUCGCCAGGAAUCGGCAAUGGUUGUGUGUGUAAUUACGGUUUUAAUCUUGGGGUUAUUGGCCUUUGUGCACGCGCUCUGCAACUACACCCGCUUAAGCACAGUUCCAGGUCCUCUGUUCACUGGCAUAUCUGACUUGUGGAGGGCAUACGCUCGCAGUACAAGCGACUAUGGUUGUAGUCUAGCUGGCCUUCAUAAGAAGUACGGCAAGGUCGUCCGCUUAGGGCCUCAUUCCAUCAGUGUUUCCGAUCCUACGGCCAUCUUCCCGGUCUAUAAUGGUCGGCCGAGUGAAAGGUCAACAUUUGAAUAUGAUAAUCGUACCGUAUGCACCCAAGGCUCGUCUGCGAGGUCGACCGAUCUUGAAAGUAAUCUACUGAGCAAGGCCACUCGACGGAGGUGUCUGGAAUCGGCGAUGCGAUAUGAAGGCAUCAUUGAUCAGGCAGCCAACGAUUUGAUCACAUCUUUGGGACAACAUCCCCUGGUACAUCUAACGACCUUGCUUCAGGGCUUUGCCUCUGAGUUCAUUCAUCGUCUGGUCCUGGAAGAAUUGACCACGCGAGACAUGCCUUCCAGCGCUCAGGGGGCAGGCUGUCACUGGUAUAACCGCCCAACCAAAUGGCUGACGUUACCAGUGAUCGAAUAUGCGCUCCUAAAAAGCCCGCCCGCUAGGUUAAAAAGGCGCCGCGGCAUUUCAUUUGUUCACAGGAAGGUUCAGGGAGAGUUCAACCGCAGUCAAUCAUCUAGGGCUAUGCAUGAUCGUGCAAUUAGCUCCGACCUCAGCCUUCCCCGGAGUUGUAGCAAUACAGACAGCGCAUAUACCUGUAUUGCUAUGGCGUUUGUUUCAACAUUCUCCUCCCUGUUAAGAAACGAAAACGUGAUGACGAGACUCCGAUCUGAGGUAGACACGGCGUCCAACAAGGGCCUACUCUCCGACCCUCCCCGGUGGCAGGAACUGGGUAAACUGCGUUACCUUGAUGCUGUUAUCAAGGAAUCAAUGCGCCAGCUGCCUAGCUUAAGCUACAACCGUGAGGUCGUAACACCCCCCGAAGGCGCUAUCGUUGCAGGGUACUACAUUCCUCCGGGAACCAUGAUGGAACUUCAUUCGGAAGCCUUACGAGACGAUCCUGGUAUCUAUGGGGAGGACGUUCACAACUAUCGGCCGGCACGAUGGCUCACUGCUGACCCGCGACAACGGUGGGCCAUGAACCAAAAUCUACUACAGUUCAGCACCAGCAUCAAUAAUCGCCCAAAGGUUUGGGUCGCUUGGCUGGAGUUGAAAAAGAUUGUUGUCUUAGUGCUCUUAAAGUUCAACUUGCAGCUCGUACGUCCUGGUGAAGCAUUAAUUACCGGUGAUAGGUCUGACCAGGGCUUGCCACCAUCAAUGGCAUACUGUACCCCGCGAAACCACUGAGUCGUGGA